Molecule: messenger RNA, 1385 nt
Organism: Gasterosteus aculeatus aculeatus (three-spined stickleback)
Lineage: Eukaryota; Metazoa; Chordata; Actinopteri; Perciformes; Gasterosteidae
Source: RefSeq, a predicted model, not a curated record
AUAAUGACUUACUUACAAACUAAAAUCAAUAAUUAUUCAAACAAAGCUUGUUUUUUUCAAAUGAGCAAAUGCAUUGAACACUUGUGUUUAUUAAGAACAUGAAAUAAGACAGGUGGAAUCCUUAAGUUAUCAGUCUGAAGCCAAAAUAUUAACUAAAUAAUUCCAGAGAAAAGAAUGAAGCAAAUGCUUCAAAUCUUUGGAAAUGGGAGCAGGCAUGAAAAUAUAACACAUAUAUACAUAUUGUUUUUAAUAUUAUAUUCACAAAAGAGGGGUUCAGCUGAGCUCUGACCUUCUUCUGCUCAUUAACGUGUUGUGGAAACAAAGCAAAGAGCGAUCAAGGUCAUCGGGGGAGAAGGAGGCCACGGCCUCGUCUGUGACGUCAGCGUCCGCUGCAGGCGUCACACGCCGUCCGUCCGUCCGUCCGUCAGUCAGUCAGUCAGAGCGCCGCCAUGGGGAUAACGACACUGUGCGCCGUGGUCGCCACGCUGAGCAUCGCUCCCAACAGAUCUCAGUUCUUCUGCCACGACGAGAUCUCCCUGAAGUGUGUGGCGAGCUCCAGCGGCUGGACGGUGUGGAGAAACACCUCCUAUAAGGCGUUGGAUGUGUGCCGGCAUGGCUGGGGCAUCCCGGGUGAGUCCUCCUGCACCAUCCAGGAUGCCUUUCCCUCGGACACCGGGGUGUACUGGUGCGAGUCUCAGCAGGGGGGCUGCAGCAACGCCGUCAACGUCACGGUGACAGUGGAGCAGGUGAUCCUGGAGAGCCCGGCGCUGCCCGUCACGGAGGGAGAUGAGGUCACGCUCCGCUGUUCCUACAAAGAAGAAGACCAGGAUGAGCCCACGUCGGAUUUCCCCGCCGCGUUCUACCGGGACGGCGAGUCCAUCGGCGCCGAGCCGUCGGGGCGGAAGCUCCUCCGGCGGGUGUCCGAGUCGGACGGAGGCUCCUACGAGUGCGAGCACCCCACCGGGGGGAAGUCUCCACGGGGCUGGCUGGCCGUGUCAGCGAGGCCUCCUACUCCUCCUCCUCCAACUCCUCCUGCUCCACCCUUCAUGACUGUGCCCAAGCUGCUGUGCUCCACCCUGCUGUUCGUCCUCUACACCGUCAUUCUCAUCCUGUGCAUAGACGUGUACCGGAGGAGGGCCCGAGGUAAGAGCACCUCUGGAAGGACCAUAACGGAGAAGAAGCUCCUCUUCACGCUUCAUAGACCUUCAUCAGCUAAAUGUACCCAAUGUACCUCAAGUAUUCAGAGUGUUGACGCUGCAGGAACACGUUGGCGCGAGCAGAGACCAACCUCGCGAGCGAGGAAUUUCACACUCCGCAAAUAUCUCGCGCGAGACAGACUUUUUUUUAUUUAUUUUUUUAAAUUCUUAUAAUUAACUUUUCUGAAU